Scylla paramamosain (green mud crab) is the source of this 1790-nucleotide messenger RNA. RefSeq names its product calcium-dependent secretion activator 1-like. Lineage: Eukaryota; Metazoa; Arthropoda; Malacostraca; Decapoda; Portunidae. The record is from RefSeq and is a predicted model, not a curated record. Gene Ontology annotation, biological process: synaptic vesicle exocytosis; dense core granule exocytosis. Bases 200 to 679 code for a protein of 159 amino acids. The transcript is spliced from 5 exons.
UCAUGUCUGAGUAGUUAUAUUUUUAUAAUGCAGCUGCUGAGGUUCCUUCUUAGGUGACAGCAUAGUUUCUUAAUUUCCCUCAAUUCAUAUCUAUGAUUUUACAGUGCAGCAAUAAAUCCUUUCUAGUAGCAGUAAAUAUUUUCAGAGUAAUGUAAAUUAUGGGACUUAAGACUAAGUAAGAUAUAGUUGGUUAUAGUUCAUGAAACACCCUCCCUUCAUUACUCAGACUGAAGCCCUCAUUUUGUCCUGCCGUAACACUCCUUCUUCAUUCAGACCUGAUGGUGUGGGGACCGUCCUGGCAGAAGAGAAGGAGCGCUUCCAACACAUCAAGGAGAGACUAAGAGUCUUACUUGAACACCAAAUUACAAAUUUUAUGUAUUGUUUCCCAUUUGGUCGACCAGAAGGUGCCCUUAAAGCCACAUUAUCUUUACUUGAACGGGUGUUGAUGAAGGAUAUAGUUACUCCAGUUCCACCUGAAGAAGUGAGAGGCAUGAUUAAGAAGUGCUUAGAAAAUGCUGCUCUCCUCAACUACACUCGUCUCUCAGCAGAAACCAGAAUUGAGGGUGGUGAAUCAACCCUUCAAGGAGUUGCAGAUCCAAAGGCCUGGCUUAGGAGUGAUCCUGAGCCACAUAUACUAGCAAGAUCAAGAUCAAGAUCACAAGAACAGCAGCAGCAAUGAAUGGAGGUUGCCUCAAUGAAUGGAGGAACCAGGAUGAGGAAAAAGAAGAGAGAGUGGAGCAGAGCACCCAGACAGAAAACCUGAUGAAAGAGGCAGAAGCACAGACGACGAAGACUGAAGAGAGAAAAGACCGGCAAGAAGUGGUGGAAGUGGCCAGAACAGACAGACGCCCAAGGAAGAAGAGAAUGGUAAUCAAGAAAGCCCCACUACGUGUCAUUGGAGACAGCAUGGUAAGGAAGACUCCCGACUUUGUGAGAAGGGAAAUUGAGUGCACCAGCAUGGGAGGUGCUAAGAUCCAAGACGUCAAGAGGAAAGCCAAGGAAGAAGUGCAAGAAAUGGAAGAGAGAAGCCUGCUAGUUGUCCAAGGAGGAGGCAACAACUUAGUAGAGGCAAGUGCUGAAGACACAGUAAAGGAAGUGAUAGAAGCAGUGAGGGCAGCAGAAGAGAAGAUGUGUGUGGCUGUGGUGGGGGUCCUGCAGCGCCCACGGGAAGGAGUGCAGCAUGAGAGGGUCAGAAGAGAAACGAACCGCAAGAUAUGCAUGGAACUCAUGAAGGUCAAGAUGGAAUGGAUGACAGAGAAGAAGGGCAACAUGAGCUUCCUGGACAUGGAUGGGAUCCUCGACCAGGACAAAUUCUUCGGGAGAGACGGGGUCCACCUCAACCACAACGUGAAUGAGAGGCUAGGACGUCGACUGGCCGAGUGGAUGAGGGCGAGGCAGGUGUGUUGUGUGGACGACGCAUGAUGAGGAGGACCCACUGAUGUCAGCAAACAUGGAAGAAAAGAGCAAGUAAAUGUGUGAAGAUUGGCUGUAUGAAUGUGAGAGGAUGGGGUGUGGGCAAGUUUGAGGAUGUAUGCAAGGAGCUCAGGGAGUGGAGGUUUGACUCAGUCGGGCUCACUGAGACUCACCUGAGAGAUGAUGUACGAAUGGAGGGAUGCGAGUACGUUAUGAUUGGAAAGGGGCGUAAGGCACAGGAAACACUGGGAGGAGGCGUAGCCCUACUCUACAAGAAAGAAAGAGGACUGAAAGUAGAGGAGAUUGAUGUGGGGGAGUGUACAAGUAGUGAGGAUGUGCUUGCAGUCAGAGUGGAAUGCAUGGAUGGUCAUGGCAGA